UUUUCUCUAACUUGCUUCUUUGAAAAAUACCAUGUCCACAACUGAGCAACCUCAAGACCUUGAAAAGGUUCAAGUGCCACAACAGGCGCCUCCACCCGCUGUUGCUCGACGCUACGUUAUCGCAAAUCCCGGACCCUUAGGGCUGAGUUCUUUCGCUCUCACCACUUUUGUCUUGUCUCUUCACAACGGUGGUGCUGGUUUCCCAGCAAGCAGCCCUAGCAAUGUUGUUGUUGGUUUGGCGUUCUUCUAUGGUGGUCUCGUCCAGCUUCUUGCUGGUAUGUGGGAAUUCGCAACUGGAAACACUUUUGGUGCCACUGCUUUCUCAAGCUACGGUGGUUUCUGGUUGUCCUAUGCUUUGAUCUUCAUCCCUGGUGCUAAUAUUGAAGGUGCAUAUGCUGAUUCGGAACCAGAUGUAUUUAAGCGUUCGAUGACUAUCUAUUUGAUCUCGUGGGCCAUCGUGACUGCUAUGCUGUUGAUUGCCUCUCACCGUUCAUCAAUCGGCAUGGUCCUUUUAUUCUUCGCCUUGCUCGUCACUUUCAUCUUGCUCGCUGCCGCCGAGUACAACAGCAGCAUCCCUACUAAGGUUGCAGCUGGUUCCUUUGGCGUUAUCACCUCUGUGAUCGCUUGGUACAACGCACUUUCUGGGAUGCUUACCAAGGAAUCUUCCUAUUUCUUGCUUCCUAUGGGCAAGUUGCCAUAAAUUCCGUAUACACCAAAUAUAACCUUCCCUGCCUACAUAUACUCUUUCUCUUACUAAUCUCUCUUUCGUUCGUUGUAUUCAUUUCAUAUUUUAGUAAUUUUUCUCUUCUCUCAUAUAUCAUUAUUACAAAGAAACCUUAAUAAAAUUUA
Zychaea mexicana is the source of this 849-nucleotide messenger RNA. Its product is annotated as GPR1/FUN34/yaaH family-domain-containing protein. Gene Ontology annotation, cellular component: plasma membrane. The record is from RefSeq and is a predicted model, not a curated record. The coding region runs from base 32 to 700 and encodes 222 amino acids. Lineage: Eukaryota; Fungi; Mucoromycota; Mucoromycetes; Mucorales; Lichtheimiaceae. The transcript has 2 exons. Gene Ontology annotation, molecular function: acetate transmembrane transporter activity.